Molecule: messenger RNA, 390 nt
Organism: Striga hermonthica
Lineage: Eukaryota; Viridiplantae; Streptophyta; Magnoliopsida; Lamiales; Orobanchaceae
Source: the annotation of a GenBank genome assembly
AGUGGUCGGGUAUCUACCCCUGCCAAUUUACGAUAUCAAGAAGACCUUUUAUUCCCGGGACGGCUAAUAGAAGAAGCCGGGCGCGUAAAAGUGGGAAGGCCUCUACGCAAAGUUUUCAAGCCGUCCGAGCUAAACAAAGUCAAAGAAAAUUUUCCCGGCGAAAAAUUUAUUCUGAAGCGCGGGAAAAAAUGGACAGACAUGAUACUCGAGCGCAAUGCAACCGGUGAGGAUGCUUUGAGGGGGUGGUUAGUCGCUGCAUAUGCUGCCGAGACUGAAAAUUCUUUCGAAGAAAACCGUGAUAAUUUCUUUCAAGAUGCUUAUGAGAGGAUGAGCGACAUGUUUUCGCCGUUUAUUUCCGAGCUUCAGGCCAAAGGUUGGCAUACCUUAUGA